This is a messenger RNA of Magnolia sinica, 1632 nucleotides long. Its product is annotated as cytochrome P450 76T24-like. The transcript has 2 exons. The record is from RefSeq and is a predicted model, not a curated record. Lineage: Eukaryota; Viridiplantae; Streptophyta; Magnoliopsida; Magnoliales; Magnoliaceae. The coding region runs from base 15 to 1511 and encodes 498 amino acids. Gene Ontology annotation, molecular function: monooxygenase activity; heme binding; oxidoreductase activity, acting on paired donors, with incorporation or reduction of molecular oxygen.
AGAGAGAGAGAGAGAUGGAUUACUCAACUACGUUGCUGUGGACAUUGAUGGUGUGGGCAUGCAUCCAUCUUCUCUUUCUUGCAAGAAAAAGAUCAGCUACUUCCAAUGGCAAGCUUCCACCAGGUCCCAUCCCACUUCCCAUUGUAGGAAACAUCCUCAAAAUCGGUAGAAAACCCAACGAGUCACUCACUCAGCUCGCCAAGACGUAUGGCCCACUAAUGACACUUAAGCUGGGCUCCAUAACUACCGUCGUUGUUUCAUCAUCAAUCAUAGCUAAAGAAGUCCUCCAUAAGAAUGAUCAAUCCUUCUCGGGUCGAAUCACGGUCGAUGCCGUUCGUGCACUCAACUACCAUCAGUCAUCAAUCGUGUGGUCACAACCAACCACACGCUGGCGAAAGCUACGAACGAUAUGUAACACACAAAUGUUCACCACUGCAAGACUCGCCGCCAACCAAGGCCUUCGACACAAGAAAAUGCAAGAUCUCAUCGCUCACAUCCAUGAGUAUCAGCUAGCAGGACGAGCAGUUGAUAUUGGCCAAGCCACCUUCACUACCACCCUCAACUUGACUUCCAACACAGUCUUCUCUGUCGAUUUGGUCGAUCCCAACUCCAAAUCAGCACAAGAUUUUAAGAAUCUAGUGUGGGAAUUUAUGAAAGAUGGUGCUAGGCCGAAUAUCGUGGACUAUUUUCCAUUUCUAAGGCGAAUGGACCCACAAGGCAUCAGGCAUCGUGUGACUGCUAAUCUCAAGAAAUUGUAUGUGAUUUUCGAUCAAUUGAUCGACGAACGAAUGUUGUCUAUGUCGUCUAAUUCUCCUAGAAGAAAUGAUUUCCUCGAUGUGCUUCUCAAUCAAAAAGAUGAGAACGGCUUCGAACUUGGCCGUCAUGAUAUCAAGCCUAUACUUACGGAUAUAUUUAUUGCCGGAACUGAAACAAGCUCGACCGCUGUAGAAUGGGCCAUGGCAGAGUUGCUCCACAACCCAAAUGCCAUGGCAAAGGCUCGAUUUGAACUUAAGGAGACCAUUGGCUUGGGACAACAGGUAGAAGAGUCAGACAUCAUCCGUCUCCCAUAUCUACAAGCGGUUGUGAAAGAGACCUUGCGUUUGCAUCCACCGGCUCCGCUCUUUCCUCGCAGAACCAUAGCUGAUGUGGAAAUCCAUGGUUUUUCCAUACCCAAGAACACUUGGGCUGCCAUGAAUGUGUGGGCCAUAGGGAGAGAUCCAGAUGUUUGGGCCGAUCCGUCGUCCUUCUUUCCUGAGAGGUUCUUAGGCAGUGACAUUGACUUCAAAGGUCAAGAUUUUGAGCUCAUACCAUUUGGAUCAGGCCGGAGGAUUUGUCCAGGCUUACCACUUGCAUUUAGGAUGGUCCACCUAAUAUUGGCAUCUUUCCUUCAUUCAUUCAACUGGAAACUUCCUAAUGGGAUGAUGCCUCAAGAUAUGGACAUGAACUCUAAGUUUGGCAUAACCCUACAAUUGGCAACCCCUCUUCUUGCAAUCCCUACCCUAGAUGGCUAAAAUUGCCUUAGAUGAAUAUGUCUUAUUUAGUUUCUAAUUCUCACCUCACAUGUGGUUGAACUAUCAUGAAAGUUGGACCAAGAAUCUUGGGGCCACACCAUGGAUGUUCCUUGGUGAAAAA